AUGGCGACGCGCGCGAACGUCGACGACGGCGCGCGCGAGGCGAACGCGCUGCGAACGUUCCUGCGCGACGCCAAGGAGGCGUUCGCGCGCGAUCCGGGGGCGUGCGACGUGAGCGUGGGGAACGAGGCGUGCGAUUUGGACUCGGUGGCGUGCGCGGUGGCGACGGCGCGAGCGGCGAGCGCGAAGCGCGGACGCGACGAUGGCGAGCGCGAAACGCGCGCGGUGCCGAUCGUGUCGUGCGCGAGGGAAGAACUGAAAUUACGACCCGACGUGGUCUUGGCGCUGGCGAACGCGGGGGUGAAGUUGGGCGAUUUGACGUGCGCGGAGGACGUCGCGGCGGCGGCGACGAAGGCGACGCCGCGAAGCGUGACGUUGGUGGAUCAUAACGCGCUGAGCGCGCGGUUGUUUCCGGACGCGUGGCAAGCGCGCGUGGUUCGGGUGAUUGAUCAUCACGAGGAUUCGGGGAUGUACGCGGAACGGGCGGAUAGGGUCAUCGAGUUGAUCGGAUCGUGCUCGAGUUUGGUGUACAGGGACGUCGUGGCGAAAGCCGCGGACGAGGGCGUCGCGCGAGACGUCGCGCGUUUGCUUCUGGGAGCGAUCGUGUUGGACACGAGAAUGCUGGACGCGACGACGACGCGGGCGGCACCCGUGGACUUUGCCGCUGCGGAAUCGCUGCGAGAUAUUUUGGGAUGGGACGAGGACGCGACGCGAGCGGAGUACGAAUCGCUCUCUCGCGCGCGUCACGAUCAGAGCUCGUUUUCGUGCGCGCAACUCUUGGCGAAAGAUUACAAGCAGUGGACGAUGGGGUCGCUCGAGGUCGGCAUCGCGUCGUUCGGCGUGCGGUUUCAGGAUUUGCUGGCGCGACAGGACGCUUCAUCCGUCAACGAUGAAAUCGUCGCCUUCGUCGACGCGCGGCGCAUCGACGUGUUAUUUAUGAUGUCCUCGUUCGAAGACGCCGACGCCGACGGCGCGUUCGCGCGUCAGAUCGAUGUCACGAAAUCGAGCGCGUGCUCGAUCGAGCUCGAAGCCGUCAUGCGCGACUUGGGCGAGCGAACGCCGCUCGCGCCGCUGCGUCUUCCCGAAAACGACUUCGGCGUGUUCAAAUCCGCGCGCGCGCAGCUCGACGUCAAGGCGAGUCGGAAGAAAGUCCAACCGAUUCUCCUCGAGAUUUUAGCGAGAUUUUAG
Ostreococcus lucimarinus CCE9901 is the source of this 1185-nucleotide messenger RNA. RefSeq lists its product with no specific name. The record is from RefSeq and is a predicted model, not a curated record. Gene Ontology annotation, molecular function: exopolyphosphatase activity. Lineage: Eukaryota; Viridiplantae; Chlorophyta; Mamiellophyceae; Mamiellales; Bathycoccaceae. The transcript has a single exon. Bases 1 to 1185 code for a protein of 394 amino acids. Gene Ontology annotation, cellular component: cytoplasm.